Molecule: messenger RNA, 441 nt
Organism: Candidula unifasciata
Lineage: Eukaryota; Metazoa; Mollusca; Gastropoda; Stylommatophora; Geomitridae
Source: the annotation of a GenBank genome assembly
AUGCCUCCUAAAGGACCAUUACAAGCCGUGCAAGUAUUUGGGCGCAAGAAAACUGCAACAGCAGUUGCCCACUGUAAGCGUGGAAGUGGACUCAUCAAAGUCAAUGGCCGCCCACUGGACCAGAUGGAGCCCGAAAUUCUCAGAGUCAAGCUCCAAGAACCAGUGCUGCUUUUGGGCAAGGACAGAUUUGCUGGAGUGGACAUCCGUGUGAGGGUCAAAGGAGGCGGUCAUGUGGCACAGAUUUAUGCUAUCAGACAAGCCAUCUCCAAGGCUAUCGUCUCCUACUACCAGAAAUAUGUGGAUGAGGCCUCAAAGAAAGAGAUCAGGGAUGUGCUGAUUCAGUAUGACAGGUCUCUGCUGGUUGCAGAUCCCCGUCGCUGUGAACCAAAGAAGUUCGGAGGACCUGGAGCUCGUGCCAGAUACCAGAAAUCUUACCGUUAA